AUGUCGCAUUCGUCGAAAGAUGUCAUUGCCCCACUACGCACUGUUACAGCUCCGCGCGGCCCUGAUUCUGGUAAUUCACGGAAGUGUAGCCAUAAUGAAUUGCGGUUUACACUCGCCAGUGUAAAUAGCAGAAUUGGACACCGGGACUGCUUGAUUUUUGACCAUUGUGUACAUCCUGGCUGUGCACGUCAUCAACACGGAAUUCUGUCUUCGACGGAGAAUGUUGGGAACACGACUUUGCAAGCUGAGUCAUUAGAGUGA
Messenger RNA from Leptosia nina, 261 nucleotides. The record is from the annotation of a GenBank genome assembly. NCBI's taxonomy places the organism in Eukaryota, Metazoa, Arthropoda, Insecta, Lepidoptera, Pieridae.